AUGGCCGACGAUUCCAACACAAAAAAGCGGAGCAGCCGGAGCUGGACUGCGUAUAUACCCAGACCAGGCAGCAGCGGCGGUAGACCGGGCAGCAGUGCUGGCGGAACACCGGGGAGCGCACCUAAAGCUAAAGAGGUCGUGUCUCCGACGCUGACCACCCCCAUUGAGGGUCAGGAGAGCGCCUCCGCGCAUAUAGCCACCUUUGCUGCGGCUUCAACGUCGAAUGCCUUUCCCCGCGCUACUACUUUGGAACCAACUCCCACUGAGCGACCGCCAAAUCCCAAGCGGAGAUCAUCCAUCUUUUCACUGACUCUCCCACAGGUACUCGAUCCAGGACCCACACAACUCUUUUCUAAUGGUCUCGAACGCACGAACUCAACUCCACAGCCAGCCGCGCCGACGCUCAAGGCUCCCGACAUGUCACGGACUGCCGGUGGCUCGUUUGGAAGAAUGUCCUUCAGUUCCAUGAUUGGCGGUUUAUCGUCACUCUCCCUUUCCCGAACAAGCACACGGGAUGGCGUGAGCGACGACAAAGAACAACGCGGCCGUUCAAUGCUCAAAACAAAAAUUCGCUCAAAGUCAAACUCCCAUGCCCCGCCAGAGCAGGACCCACCAUCCCGAAGUCAGUCUCGGGCUCGUUCUACAUCACCCUUCACCUUGCGCCGGCUACGUACCCGUGAACCCUCACCUACACCGCAGCCACUCCACCUUGGCCACUCGGAUGUCGACUUGUCAGAUGCGGCUUCAUCGGUGUUUGCACGGACGGCAUUUACUGACGACCCAUACUCUGGUGAUGAGACCGUUGGCGAAACCGAUGCCGAGUCUGAUGAUUCUUCCAGCGACGACGACUUUUUUGACCCAGUCACCGAGCGCAACACGGAGCAAAACGCGCAUAUAGUCCCUGUAGGGCCGGAAGCAGCCCUCAAUCCAAUUGAUGGGGAGGAUCCUGACCCCGUGGGCGAAGGUGUAAACGUAGUCGUCGCACCUGAACCCUACUUCCCGUCAUCACUCAAUUCCCUUUCCAAUGCGCGGGGAAAGCGAAACCCGCGCCGGCGCAAGUCUGUCAAGACUCACGAGCCUUUGCCUCUUCAAACUUCACGACCCAUUUUCCAAAGAGACAGAUGCACUAUCACAAUUACUCAGGGCGACCCAGAGGGUAGCUUGGGCGAUCGAAAGAAGCGUAAAUAUGUCGUCGCUAGCGAUUUGAGCGAGGAGAGUCGAUACGCUGUUGAGUGGGGGAUUGGAACUGUGUUACGAGAUGGAGACGAGAUGUUGAUCGUCAGCGUGGUGGAGAACGAGAGUAAAAUCGACCCCGCCAUUCCUAACGCAGCCGACCGUAUAGGAAAGCUGAGAAGCCAGCAAGAGCGUCAAGGGUUAGCGUAUAUUCUGGUUCGCCAAGUGACGGGUUUACUUCAGCGAACGAGGUUAAACGUGACGGUUUCCUGCCAGGCCUGGCACGCGAAGAACUCUAGACAUAUGCUUCUUGACGUUGUCGACCAUGUAGAGCCGACCAUGUUAAUAGUGGGGUCGCGGGGGUUGGGUCAGUUGAAUGGGAUCCUGCUCGGUUCAACAUCCCAUUAUCUUAUUGAGAAAUGCUCUGUACCUGUUAUGGUUGCUCGUCGUCGUCUCAAACGACCCCCGAAACGCUCAGCGCAUCUGUCAACUCAUCGCACCCAUGUCUCCCUCGCCGAGGCAGGCAUCGAUCGAGUCGCAGGAAAGGUGGACGAAGAUGUCAAGGUCAUGCGAGACGAGCUGCAGAAGGACGACAAAGCUCGUGAAAGCGGUUCAACAGGAAAGAAGAUGCCAGAGUUUGAGAUGCGAGAAGACGCCGAGGAUGAGGCUGAGGACGAAGAAGAAAUCAGCGUGCCCAAUGGUGCUAGCUGA
Molecule: messenger RNA, 1884 nt
Organism: Laccaria bicolor S238N-H82
Lineage: Eukaryota; Fungi; Basidiomycota; Agaricomycetes; Agaricales; Hydnangiaceae
Exons: 6
Coding region: 1-1884 (627 amino acids)
Source: RefSeq, a predicted model, not a curated record